This is a messenger RNA of Orycteropus afer afer, 764 nucleotides long. It is a transcript of the gene APOLD1, whose product is annotated as apolipoprotein L domain containing 1. Gene Ontology annotation, molecular function: lipid binding. Lineage: Eukaryota; Metazoa; Chordata; Mammalia; Tubulidentata; Orycteropodidae. Gene Ontology annotation, biological process: lipoprotein metabolic process; lipid transport. The record is from RefSeq and is a predicted model, not a curated record. Gene Ontology annotation, cellular component: extracellular region; membrane.
CGGAGGCAGCCAAGUGGAUGGGCAUGGAGAGGCCGGCGGCCUGGGAGCCGCAAGGCGCGGACUCGCUGCGGCGCUUCCAGGGGCUGCUGCUGGACCGCCGGGGUCUGCUGCAUGGCCAGAUGCUGCGCCUGCGCGAGGUGGCCCGGCGCCUCGAGCGCCUCCGCAGGCGUUCCUUGGUGGCCAACGUGGCAGGGAGCUCGCUGAGCGCUGCGGGCGCUGUCGCCGCCAUCGUGGGCCUCUCGCUCAGCCCCAUCACCCUGGGGGCCUCGCUUCUGGCGUCGGCCGUGGGGCUAGGGGUAGCUACUGCUGGAGGAGCCGUCACCAUCACUUCCGACCUCUCCCUGGUCUUCUGCAACUCCCGGGAGCUGCGGAGGGUGCAGGAGAUCGCAGCCACCUGCCAGGACCAGAUGCGCGAGAUCCUGAGCUGUCUCGAGUUCUUCUGCCGCUGGCAGGGCCGCGGGGACCGCCAGCUGCUGCAGUGCGGAAGGAAUGCCUCCAUUGCCCUGUACAACUCUGUCUAUUGCAUCGUCUUCUUUGGCUCGCGUGGCUUUCUCAUCCCCAGGCGGGCCGAAGGGGCUACCAAGGUUAGCCAGGCCGUACUGAAAGCCAAGAUUCAGAAACUGGCAGAGAGCCUAGAGUCUUGCACCGGGGCUCUGGACGAACUCAGUGAGCAGCUGGAGUCCAGGGUGCAGCUCUGCACGAAGUCCAGCCGUGGCCACGACCUCAAGGUCUCUGCUGACCAGCCCGCAGGACUGUUUUUCUGA